AUCGAUAGGUUUCGAUAGUAGAGAGCCAGCUGAUAUGCGCAGAGUUGCACGUGGAAGAAAACUUGGCGAAAAUGGAAGCAAAACGUGCCCCAGAGUCGUUGAAGGAAAUGAGGAUGGAGCUGGAGAGUCUGCGAGUGGCGCAGAUGAACCUCUUAGCAAAGGCCCAGAGCUCGCUAGCAUCUCCGAUGAAUAUCUUAACUGAUGUGCUGGAAUCGGACCCUGUACUGCGCACGGCUGCCGCGAAUGUAGAGGCAGUCCUCAAGGAGAACCCCGCAGACGACGAACAAAUUAAACCGCUUUAUGACGCCCUGGUAGAGCGCGCCAACCCAGUGGCCGCCGGGGACACAUUGACGAGAAAGCAGGCCUCCAAGCUAGCAAGCGCCACGGCGCUGCGCAACCUCCUGAUCAAGGCUGUUGUCUACGCGGGCAUGAGAACCGAAUACCUCCAGCAGCAGGUGGCUGCCAGACUCCGGAAGAACAGCAAGGAGGUGGCAUCUCCUUCUUCGGGCACCUUGAAACCUGCGGAGGUCUUGGAAGUACUGGGAAUCCUGCCGCCCUCGAAGAAGAAUAGAGUUCUCAAGCAAAAGGAAUUGCCGCAGAGAAGGAUGACCAGGAGCCAGCGUUGCGACCUUUUUAAGAUUUGAUCUCUGGUCAUUGUUUUCUAGUAUUUAUGAAUAUAAUGCCCGGCUAGCACGGCAGA
Drosophila miranda is the source of this 700-nucleotide messenger RNA. RefSeq lists its product as uncharacterized. Lineage: Eukaryota; Metazoa; Arthropoda; Insecta; Diptera; Drosophilidae. The transcript is spliced from 3 exons. Bases 72 to 644 code for a protein of 190 amino acids. The record is from RefSeq and is a predicted model, not a curated record.